This is a messenger RNA of Malaya genurostris, 2710 nucleotides long. It is a transcript of the gene barr, whose product is annotated as condensin complex subunit 2. Gene Ontology annotation, molecular function: chromatin binding. The record is from RefSeq and is a predicted model, not a curated record. The transcript has 6 exons. Lineage: Eukaryota; Metazoa; Arthropoda; Insecta; Diptera; Culicidae. Bases 226 to 2427 code for a protein of 733 amino acids. Gene Ontology annotation, cellular component: condensin complex. Gene Ontology annotation, biological process: mitotic chromosome condensation.
ACAUAUCGUUGGAUUGCAGUAAAACUUGACCGGAAAACAAGCGUCCUAUGAGAAAAAACUAUUUAUUUUUUGGAUAAAACGAUUGUUUAGUGGCGGAGUCCAAGGAAUUUCUAGUGAUAUACUGUGAAAAAACGUUGCUUCGAACAACCGUAGUGGCAUUUGAUUGAAUUAUUUAUUGUUUGGCAGAGAACAACAAUCAAAAUCAAAACGGAUAGAAGCGUGAAAAUGACGCCAGUGGCCGUAGUGGAAUCACCACUGAGGAGAUCUGAUGCAUCACGGCUCUUCCGUACUCCGAGGUCACUUACGGAGGAUGACGUCGUGAAUGACGAUGAAGCGGAACGACGGAUUCGGCGGUCGGCUGCUUCCUUGGAUGAUAGUACCGCGACUAGUGCGUCGACCGUCGAGGACAAUGACAACAUUAAGAUGUGCCUCCAGCUGUAUUCCGACAAUAAACUAAGCAAAGACAACGCGUGGACGGUGACAAUCAUUGACACUUUCGCCAAACUGAUGUCACGCCAUUCGUCGAUGCAGAAUUUCCAGGUUGCUGGUUCGACGCUGGAGGCUUCCACGAAGGUGUAUGGUCUUCGGGUGGAUUCCGUACAUACCGACGUGAUGCGGAUGUGCUCGGAACUAACGCGACAGUCUGCCCGAGCAAUGGAUAACAACCGGGAAGAGGAUGAGGAAGACGACCAUGGGGCCAAUAAGGAGAAUGAUGGUCCAGCGGAAGGUACGGACGGUGCAACUCAGCGACCGCAGGAUUCUAAGCCGAAAAAGAAACGAGCUCGUAAAAACGUUAGCACCGUAACGAAAAACAAGGAAACAAUCAACGCUCCGUUGGACACAAAUCCCUUCACAGACCCAUUCUUUGCCAAACUCAAUUCGGUUGUGGGGGAUGUUAACAGCUCGAGUCGGUUAAUGCAGAAUAUUAUUCCAACGGAAAAAGGUGAGCUACGACUGCGGAUGGAUUAUUCCUUCUGGGAUGAUCGGGAAUCGUUGGGUCUUGAUUUGGAACAGGUGGAAGACUACGCCAGUAUAGACCUGAGCAAAGUCACAAUGUGUAGCGUUUCGAAGGACCAUAAACUGCAUGAAAUGCUGUCGGGUUACGAAAUAACGGACGCACCGGCCGAAGACGAAGACGACGAUAGUGACAAACUGAAAGGCACACAGGACGUGGAAACUCGAGAUGCCGAUAACGAAGGACUUCCAAUGAAUCGUUCCGCGCUGGACGUACAUUUCGAUAUCGAUGCAGAGGUGGAACCGAUCCCAGUGGGAGAUGCGUACAUCAUUGACUAUGCCACGGCCGACGGUGCCGAUAACGAUGACGAGUUCAACGAGGAAGAUCAGAUUGCGUUGCAAAAUUGCCGUGGCUUGAAGCGUAAAACGGUGAUCAUCGAAGACAUGAGACCAAUUGAUUCCUCUUCUGCUAAUCUCGAAUAUUCCUACCGUGCGCUGGACAACAUUUCACAGUUUUGGGCCGGUCCGUCUCAUUGGAAGUUCAAACGGUCGAAAUCGCUCCGCGGUCUUUCGAUGCGCCUGAGCACAUUGAGUGGAUCGCAAAUGUUCGGUAAAGCAAAACCGAAGGAGAAACAGACGCGCAAGAAAAAACGCUUCGAGCUGGAAAGUUUAGACGAUAUUAUUAGUGUGGGGGAAGACUUAUUCCCAGCGUACAGCCAAAGUAAACCAGUGAAAAACAUUACACAUUUGAAAAGUUUGAUUUGUAAAAAGUGGGACUCGAAAAAGCUGAAACUGCCGACGGAUUUCCAUUUGGAGAGAAAUCGGUUUGAUGUAAAUAUUUUCGCGAGGGGGAUAAAAGUAAGAGACUUUGAUGCUGCACCGGAGCCAGAUGUUCCGGUCGAUGACUACGACUACGACAAUCCAGUCGAUCAGAACUACUGCAGCCGAGUGAUGAAUGACGAAACCGAUACAGAAACAGAUCAGGGAGCAGGAUUCGAUGGAGCUACAGGAACUGAACAUCACUCGUUUGGUAGUCAGAAUACUGGCGGAGGAGAAGGUGAUGGAGGUGGAGGAGCACCCCUGAACACCAGUCUCGACUUUAUUCCUACCGAGUUUCAAGGCGCACCAGAUAAGGUGGUAAAAAUUAACAUAGCCUACGCGAAAACAGCAAAAGUGGUCGAUAUGAAACAGCUCAAAAGUCGUUGCUGGGAACUCAUUACGAGGCAAAUCAACAACGACAACGGAAACACUCAGGAUACACCCAGGAGUAGUGGGUCGCUUGGCAACGGAAAAGCUAGGUUUUCGGACAUUUAUCGGGAACUGCCGCACGUUCUCAGCAAGUCGAUGAGUGAAAACAUCUCCAAAUCCCUGGCCUUCUAUUCGGUAUUACAUCUCACGAACGAGCGAUUAUUGCGGCUUGUGCGGCAAGAAGAUUUAGAAGAUUUUCAAAUUUUACCUCCGGUUACGCAAUGAUGAGCUGCAACGAUAACGAAGCGCGACUGGGACAGGAUAGAAGCGUUUUCAAACAAUUCUUGUCGUCCUCGGUAUGCAUAGUGCAAAUUAGGUUAUUCAGAAUCGUCUAGCGCUUUCCUAACAUUUCUACUUUUUAUCGUGUUGGUACUACUAUAAAUUUCGUUACUUCCUUAUGGAUCUUGAAGUUCUCUUUCCCUCCUUGCCAACACGUCGAAGGCAGUGGAAUGCUUUAUAAUAUAGAAUGAAACAUGUACAAACAAUCCUGUUAAUAGAAUUUUCUUAU